This is a messenger RNA of Xenia sp. Carnegie-2017, 1770 nucleotides long. Its product is annotated as hydroxymethylglutaryl-CoA synthase 1-like. Gene Ontology annotation, biological process: acetyl-CoA metabolic process. Bases 109 to 1599 code for a protein of 496 amino acids. The transcript is spliced from 5 exons. Gene Ontology annotation, molecular function: hydroxymethylglutaryl-CoA synthase activity. The record is from RefSeq and is a predicted model, not a curated record. Lineage: Eukaryota; Metazoa; Cnidaria; Anthozoa; Malacalcyonacea; Xeniidae.
CCAGGAAGAACUCGCGAUGAAGCAAAGUUCAUUUUCGUAUCAUUGCGCGAUUUUUUAUGGAUUGUCUGAUUGCAAAUAAAUCAGAUCAUUUACUGCAAGCAACGAACGAUGACCAGCCACAACGGUGUAAUGGCUUCUUGGCCAGACGAUGUAGGUAUUCUAGCCAUUGAAGUGUAUUUUCCUUCCACGUACGUAGAUCAAAAUAAACUUGAAGAAUAUGAUGGUGUUAGUAAAGGCAAGUACACAAUUGGUCUGGGCCAAACUGGAAUGGGAUUUUGUGGGGAUCGCGAAGACACGAACUCUCUCAGUUUAACUGUAGUUCAUAACAUACUUGAGAAGAAUUCCAUUGACCCAAAGCAGAUUGGAAGAUUAGAAGUUGGUACUGAGUCGAUUUUGGAUAAAUCCAAAUCAGUAAAAACUGUACUGAUGCAACUGUUUGAAGCGAGUGGAAAUUCUAAUAUCGAAGGAGUUGACACAAUUAAUGCCUGUUUUGGAAGUACUCAAGCAUUUUUCAACGCUUUAGACUGGAUGGAGAGCAGUGCAUGGGACGGUCGACUUGCAUUAGUUGUGUGUGCUGACAUAGCUGUUUAUGCUGCUGGCAACGCUAGACCAUCAGGAGGUGCUGGUGCUGUUGCAAUGUUGGUUGGACCCAAUGCUCCGUUAGUAAUAGAAAGAGGCUUACGUUCCGUGUUUAUGUCGCACUGUUACGAUUUUUACAAACCAAAUUUUGAGUCUCAGUAUCCGGUGGUGGAUGGAAAAUUGUCAAUUAAUUGCUAUCUCAAAGCGGUCGAGAAAUGCUACCAUCGUUAUCUGAUGAAAUCUGAGAAAUAUAAUUGCAAAACAAAAGCCAAUGGCGAUUCAUCUCAUUAUGUUAGAUCUAUGAAUGAUAUUGAUUACAUGGUAUUUCAUAGUCCAGUGUGCAAGCUUACGCAAAAGUCACUGGCUCGCUUAAUAUUUCUCGACUUUUUGAGAAGUGACGUCAUCGAUUUGGAUAAAAAAUACGAAACAUUGAAAGAAUUCAGAGAUGUUAAAAUUGACGAGUUGUACGAAGACGAAGUGAAAGCAAAGCAGAUCGAGAAAGCGUCGGUGAACUUUAGUCUGAAAGAAUUUCAAAAGAAAACCAAGCCAUCUCUGACGUUUGCAACCAAUGUCGGUAAUGCCUACACCGCGUCAGUUUAUGCAGGAUUGGGCUCUCUAAUAGCAAGUUUAUCCCCCAACGAAUUGGCCGGGUGUCGAAUCGGAAUGUUCUGUUAUGGCUCUGGUUUUGCAUCAGCAUUCUACUCAAUUAAAGUCUGUUCAGAAUCACAAGAUCCAAAACUCAUCCAGAUUUGCAACAACGUUUCGGAUAUGAAAUCAAAGCUACAAUCAAGACAAUGCCUCGAUCCAGCUGAGUUCGAGCAAACGCUGGAAAUGAGAGAGAAAAAUGCCCACAUGAACGACUAUUCGCCGUCUGGCUCUGUUGAGCAUUUUUGGGACGGAACGUAUUAUCUGCAACAUGUCGAUUCCAAAUACAGGAGAUCUUAUGCUCGUAAAACAAAGCAAGAAGCGAUGAAUAUCAAUGGCAGCAAGAACACUUUGAUCACAAAUGGCCAUUCCUAGUUAUUAUCGAUUUCAGCAAUCUUUUUAUAUCGUAAAUCUGGUGAAAAUAUAAAAAGUGCAAGUUUUGAAAAAAAUUUGCAUGAUUAGGACAACAACUAUUAUUGAAGUAUGUAGAUAAAAAAAAACAUUCUGCGAUUAAAAAUACAAAAAUAAAUUCGUCAAAAUGAUUAA